AUGCUGUCGUAUCAGGACAGUGCCCCCUCCAUCACGAGUAAAUCCACUCGCCAGAGCGUCUACCAGACCAACGGACAGCCGCUCAGCGAGGAGGCUAUCUACAGAGCCAAAUUGAAGUACGGAAUCUACAACAACCCGGCCAAGGUCAAUCUUGGUGUUGACCCUUCAGCUUCAGACACCGCCGCGCUGCUGGCCUCCUCUUCUGAUCUGUCUGUCCACCCUUACAAGAGAGAAUUGUCCGCAGAGGCUGCCACUGCCGCCCUAAUUGCAAAGACAGACUCUGCGCCAAGGGCAUGGAAGCGCAACAACUUUGCACCGGAAGCGGAAUACGCCGCCAUCAGUGCCAAGUCCCAGAAGUACCCGUUCUACGAAGAGGACGUGGACGGCGGCGACGCCGAGCUGUCGCAGGACGCGGCGUCGUCUGUGCUGCGCAAGCCUGCGUCCGCCACCGCCAAAUCGGCCCUUCAGGACGUGUACGACUUUGACGACGUGCGCUCCGGCCGCACCACCAUGAGCAACCUGCACGCCUCCUCAACCCCGGGUACCACCGUGCGCGGCGCUUAUGAGGCCGGCAAGGUGAUUGACAUCGGCCGCAUCCUCAAUAAGGCCACCGACUCGGCCACCAAGACCAUGAACUCCAGAGUCAACCCAGACCAGGACUUCCGCUCCGGUCUCACUACGGCCAAGGCGUACACCAGCGCAAACGGCGCGGUCGACAUUUCCAAGAUCACGUACUCGGCUAAGGAGAGCGCGCUCAAGAGCAUGUCGUCCAGACUCAACCCGAGCAGGGACGGACUGUACGGCAUUCCAACGGCGAGCGACAAUUUAAACAACGAGAAGUUUGCGUCGGUUGGUGCUCUGGCGUCGCUCAAUUUCGACCCGAGACAGGACUACGCGGCGGCCGAACGGGCGACGCUGGCGCGCAACUCGCUCAUUGACAACCGUGUGCUCAUCAAGGCCAUCAGCAACGCCAAUGCCACGCUCGACAAAAUCGACAACAAGGCUGUGCAGGACAAUAUGUUCGGCAACCGGGAGUGGAACCUCAAGGCCCUGCAAGUUGCGCAGGCGAACUUUGAGAAGCGCAAGAGCGACACGGGCGGCAAAAUCGAUGUUGGCGGUGGACUUUUGCUGAGCGUUGACGAGAUCAACCGCAUGGCGUCGUCGGUGGUGAGUCCGAUCCUGUCUGAUUUGGACGACAAGGUGGAGCAGCAGCGUCUGGCGAACUUGGCAGCGCAGCAGCGCAAAGCAGAGCUGAAACGGGCGCAGGCAGAGUUCUUUGCUGCUCAGAAACAGGCCAAGCUCGAUGCCAAGCAGAAACGCGAGGCUGAAAAAACCUCGCGUCGUCAGAAGCUCCAGGAAGAAAAGGACAAGCUGAAAGAGCAGCAGGCACAGAUGAAGGCCGAGCAGCAGGCCGCUCUGGACGCCAAGGAGCAGCAGUUCCGCGAGCAGAUCGAGCAGGAGGAGAAGAGCAAGCAGGAGGUGGACGCCGAGCGGAACGAGAAGCUGGCGGAGCUCCAGAAGGUGAAGGAUGCCAAAGACGCCGAGAGACAGGCCGAGCUGGAUGCAAUCCAGGCCGAGAAAGACCAAGAGGUGGCUCCGCUUGUGGAGGAGAGCGAGAAGGAGACUGCUGUGUGGAACGAGCUCAAGGCGAAGCGCGAGGAGGCCGACGCGUUUUUGGCAGAGCACAAGGGCCGCUACGAGACUGCUAGUGCGAAGUUGGAGUCGACUUUGAAGAAACUGGAGAAGAUCACCGCCAAGAUCGCCGAGGCUGAGGCUGCGCUUGCGGCCGCGUCGAGCGAGUCUGAGAAAGUGACCUCUGAGAGCGACCAGGUGCACGAGCAGGCCGAGAAGGAAUACGAGCAGAAAAAACGAGAGUACGACGAGUUUUUGGAAACAAGAUCGAAACUCACAGGCCAGAAAGACGAACUUGAGGCCCAGAGAAAGGGUCUUGUUGCUGAGUUGAAGGAUCUCAAAACGUCUCAGAAGGAGCAGGAGAAGAAUAUCAACUCGAGUCUGCCGGAGCAUCUGCAAAGGGAAAUCAGCAGCGACGUUUCCGACGAGGAGACGAUCGACCACUCCAAAUUCGAGCUCGACGACGCGUCGAUACCUGAGCCACCGGCAGUGGAGGUGGAGGAGCCAAAGAAGGAAGCAGUCGACUACGGGUUCACUGAGGAUGAUGAGCCGAAGCUGGUGAAGCCUACGGAGGAGCAGCCAGAGAAGCCAGAGGAGCCAGAGGAGCCAGAGGAGCCGGAGAAGCCGUUGGCGGAUGUGGCUGCCAGCCAGCCAGCUACAGUCGAAAAAUCUGCUGCUGUGGAUGAAAAACCAUCUAAGAAGGGCAAGGAGGGUCUGGGAAAACGGUUCCUCAAGUUUAUGACCCAAGAACCACCAAAGCCGAAGAAGAAGGUGAAGGCCUCUCCUAAGGCAGUUUCUAAGACCGCUCCGAAGGCGAAGGAGACCAAGAAAGAGACCACGGAGGAGGCGGGAGAUGCAUUCUCAAACUUCUCUCAGGGCUCAGAGGUUGCCGAGAGAUAG
Messenger RNA from Ogataea parapolymorpha DL-1, 2532 nucleotides. RefSeq lists its product as uncharacterized. The coding region runs from base 1 to 2532 and encodes 843 amino acids. The transcript has a single exon. Lineage: Eukaryota; Fungi; Ascomycota; Pichiomycetes; Pichiales; Pichiaceae. The record is from RefSeq and is a predicted model, not a curated record. Gene Ontology annotation, biological process: eisosome assembly.